Messenger RNA from Gloeophyllum trabeum ATCC 11539, 777 nucleotides. RefSeq lists its product as uncharacterized. Bases 1 to 777 code for a protein of 258 amino acids. NCBI's taxonomy places the organism in Eukaryota, Fungi, Basidiomycota, Agaricomycetes, Gloeophyllales, Gloeophyllaceae. The transcript has a single exon. The record is from RefSeq and is a predicted model, not a curated record.
AUGGAUAGAAGAAGUCUCCCAAGCGACCCACAGACACCAGUGAUAUCCCCUGGGGAUACUCAGGACCACCUGGAAAACGAUUGUGGGCUGUAUCUGCCUGAUGACUUGCCAUCGGCGAGGUUCAAUAACCUCUUGGGUUCGUUGCCUGCACUCGAGAAUGACAACACCAGGGGUCACCUCCAUAGUUGUGACUCACUGGGGCAGGAUGCCACAAUUACGGGGCCGGACCGCAGUAUCUUGUCCGGCCUGCAGGGCAGCUUCCAAAGUCACCUUUAUGAUCUAUCUGAGGAGGAUACCCCAUUCUCUGUUCAGUAUGGACCCCGCUCUUACCGUCCGGAUGCCCAAGGUGGGUCUCCUGUCGAGCCAGGUACGGUUCUAUCCUUGGAGAACCUCGAUCCCUGGGGUGCCUUCUAUGACCCUGACGCGCUAGCGCGGAAUACUGGGAUGAUGCGGCCGGACCCCAGCCUCUUCCUUGAUCCGUCAUACAGUGUCCAACACUACCUUCACAAUGCUCCUGAAGAAUAUCAGAGCGAAAUCAGCACCUCCUCAUCCCCUGUUCAAUACAGACUGCAGCCUUACCUCCCUGAUGCCGGUGGAGCGGGUCCUGCGCAACGGAGCGCUAGACCAUCUUACGGCCGAUACACCUGUCAGUUUUACUUUGAAGAUGAGGCAGCUGGCCAACAGGGAGAUCUGAUGUCCCCUGCUACCGUUCAUUCCGAUUCUGAUCGGUCCUCAUUCCCGGGUAGUACUCCAGACGCGGCCUGGAGAUUGUACUGA